AUAUAAUUUUAUUUAAUUUUAAACGCCUCAGCAGAACACGAGCCCACUGGCCACUGUCCCGUAUUCGUAGGAGAAAUGUUCUUCACUCUUCGACUGCUCAUCGCCAAUAUAAAUGGACCACUUAUCCUUCCAACUAGUUUGCAAGAGAAACACAGAGGACAAUUGAUGGGAGAAAUCGGAGGCAAGAAGCCCAAGGUUGUGAUAGUCGGAGCGGGAAUGGCCGGCCUGGCCGCCGGCCGGAGACUGCAUGCCUGCGCCGGAGACCUCCUCGACAUCGCCGUAGUCGAGGCUGGCGACCGCAUCGGCGGUCGCAUCCUCACUUCCAAGUUUGCCGGCGCCCAAGUGGAGAUCGGUGCUACCUGGAUCCACGGCAUUGACGGCAGUCCCAUCUACGAAAUCGCCAGAAAAGCAGGAGCACUCAUCCCUGAUGAUCACGCAACCUCCUGGGAGCGCAAGGAUGGAUUUCCUUCCGAUCCCCUGACCCUAGGCGAAGGCGGUCUCUCCAUCGACCCCUCACUCCUAAGCCGCAUCUCCUCCGUCUUCUCUAACCUCAAAGACCUCAUCGUCUCCGGCAAAACCAAUGGUGAAAUCGCCAGCGUCGGCGAGUUCUUCCGCCGUGGAUUCGAGUCCUACCGAGCUGAGAAACACCGCGCCGAUUGGAUGGAAGAGGCGGCGUUUGCGAUGCACGAGUGUGGAGAACGGACGUAUACCGCGGUUGACGAUCUGGAAUCGCUCGACCUUGCGGCGGAGAAAGAGUACUGUGAGUUCCCUGGUGAGCACAUCACCUUACCCGGAGGCUAUUCACGAGUCCCCGAGUUCCUCGCCGCCGCGCUUCCCCUUGGUACGAUUCGGCUCCGGCGUAAGGUAUCCAAGGUGGAAUGGCAUCCUGUUGGUCUUGCCGGACGCGAUCCGGUCCGAAUCCUCUACGACGAUGGCGAAGCCGAGUUUGCCGAUCACGUGAUCAUUACAGUCUCCCUCGGCGUUCUCAAGGCCGGGGUUAUUAACGGGGACGGGUUGCUCUUCUCACCUUCUCUGCCGGAGGCGAAGAUCCACGCAAUCCGACGGCUAGGGUUUGGUCUGGUAACCAAGCUCUUCAUGGAGCUCGAAGGAGGAGAAGAAGAGAAAUCCCCGUUCCCUUAUCUACGGAUGGCGUUUGAUCCCUCAAGACAGGUGGCGGAAAUCCCGCGGUGGAUUAGGAGGACGGAUUCCAUUUGCCCUAUCAAUCGCGUGUCCCGGGUGCUGCUCGCCUGGUUCGUCGGCCGGGAGGCGGCGGAGGUGGAGAAGAUGGACGACGAUGAAAUCAUCCGCGGUCUUCACGCGACGCUCAAUGGUUUCUCCCCGCCUCCAGCGGUCGACGGCGGCGGGUACGGUCGGAUAGCGAGGGUAAGGAAGAGCGGGUGGGGGAAGGAUCCGCGGUUUUUGGGGUCGUACAGCUACGUAGCCGUUGGAUCGAGCGGGGACGAUCAGGAUGCGCUCGCUGACCCUCUGCCCAGCGACAGCUCCUUGUCCCCGUUGCAGAUCCUGUUCGCUGGGGAGGCCACUCACCGUACACGAUACGCGACCACUCACGGGGCAUAUCUCAGUGGGCUCCGCGAGGCGGACCGCUUGCUCCGUCACUACGGAAUCCACAGCUUCAAAUCCUAGUUUACAAGAGAGAGAGAGGGGAUGAGAAGAGAUAAUUACAUCAAGUGACAGUAAAUCAAAUUACUAAUGCAUGGGAAUUGGGAAGAAGUUUCUUUUACUCUUAAAAGCUUUAUCGUAUAUUCACAAUGAUACAACGCAGCUCUAACGCAAUUAUUCGAUCAACUUUUAAGGUUUCAAACUGUUGGGAGAUCUCAUCAUGUUUGGGCACACCAACUUCUUAUUGCACUCAAUGAAUCAAUAAUUUUUUUCCACAAAAAAAAAAAAGACUAAUGAGGUUUGGUAACUUGGAGACUUUUACUGUAUUAGAAAGCUAUCUGAUUUACGAGA
Messenger RNA from Dendrobium catenatum, 1971 nucleotides. RefSeq names its product polyamine oxidase 1-like. The transcript has a single exon. Bases 76 to 1644 code for a protein of 522 amino acids. Lineage: Eukaryota; Viridiplantae; Streptophyta; Magnoliopsida; Asparagales; Orchidaceae. Gene Ontology annotation, molecular function: polyamine oxidase activity. The record is from RefSeq and is a predicted model, not a curated record.